CAUCUUUUCAGGUGAAUGCGAUGCACAUAAAUCUGUCAAGUGGCUCUCUCAUCCCUUUCAUGCAGCAACACAGGCCUCCUAUAGCUACAUACAUACAUCGCCGGUGCCCUCCGCAUUUGAGUCAAUCAGUGGCUAGUCGUUGCUCGGCUCGGCCCUUCGGGCCUCGCCUUCGCCACACAUAUACAUCGAUGGAGCCGAGUGCAAGUAGCUACACACAUCGCAUGACCAGAACUUUCACGGCCUUUCGCACAGGCAAUAGAGAAAUACAAGCAACAACCUCUGCGAUUCCUUGGUACUGUAUGUCAAAUGUAAGUGCCUGGAACAGGGUGUUGCUGGCACUCAGUCAUCAUCUUCUUCGUCGAGGGUGGUGAUGUUCUGCAGCGCCUCUCGAUGACACCUCAACCGUUGGUGUAUCUGCUCCACACGGUCGUUGAGCGUGUUGAACGACUCCAACCGACGGGCCUCCUGUGUCAUCAAGGACCUGAAAGAGACACACAAGACAAAGACGGUGUCUCCAGUGACUCGACAUCAAGGCGGCAGCUCACUCGAGCGCCCGUGCGUGUCGUCGAAUGCCCUCCGGUUCGUCCCCCUCCCUCAGACGAGCAAGUCUUAGCGCAGGGGGAGGCGGCGGAGGCGUGUGAGACCGACGCGGCUGGGGCACACAGGUGGACUUAGGCCGACAGGGCGGCGGCUCCCAAUGUGGCGCAGGGUUCGUCACGCUGGGAGGUGGGGCGGCCAGAUUCGGUGGCGACAUGUUCUGUUCUGUCCUGGCGUCGUUGCGCCAGCGAGUGCCGCUGCCGUACAGACGCGUGUCUCGCUCGCCUGGCUGGCCCCGAAAAGUGGUCGAUGUCGACUCGACCUGAUCAAACUGAUAAGACGAAUGGGAAAGACUGUAUGUGACGCUCCCACUUGCACUUCGCGACUGUUUCCUUACCUGUUCUCGGACGUUUCGGCGGAGGUCUUUCUGUGCUCGUUCCAUGCGACCCUGUCUCUGCAACUGCCAGUCGCGUUCACAUGGUUGUGGGACGGUCACUUGACACCGCCUGUAACAGCACAUCAAGGCAGAGCAUGUCGCUUUCGUGUAUCGUUCAAAGGGUGCUCACCUUGCUUUGCAUAUUUCGCUUUUGAGGAACGAAAACUCCGAGUUCAUCUUGUCGAGGUCAGCCCUGACCUGCUCCCUCUGCUUCAGGGUCCGCCGAAGCGCCUCGUCCAGCUCCGAGACGGCUGACGCAUACUUGUGCACUUUUGCGUCCGUCUGCUGUCGCUCGGGAGGCGCCUCUGCCGCAGGCAGAAGGGCCGCUGCCUCUGAGCCCCGCCCUUUCCCCUCUGUCUGCUCUUUCAGCUUGUUGACGCACAGCAGGGCUCCAUGCAGGUCUUUGUUCGUCUGAUCCACCAACUCCUGGGCCUCCCGCAGGCACCCAUUCAGCCGAUCAGUGACCUCCUGCAGCUCGCUGCCGCCCAUCGUCUGCUGCCCUUUGGUCUUCAUACGGUUGAGCACUGAUGUCUGCAUCUCCUGCAGAAGCCGAGACAGAUGCUGCUGGUCCGAGGCAUGGCCACGCAGCCGAUUUCUGAGAAUGUCGGCCAGACGAUCAGCCUCAGUGAUGCCGUGUUUCAGGCGCUGAGCUUCGUCGUCCGAGAUUGCUGCUUGAGGGCUGCCGAGGCAAUCCAGCGCCUUGCUCAUCCGCUCAAAUAGUUCGGCGCCUGCCUGUUUAGCAUCCUCCAUUUCCCGCCGCGCCUCGCUGAGAGCGCUCCGGUGGUUCUUGAGCACACUGCGGACUUCCCUCAGACGUACCUCACCAUCUUGAGAAACAAGCAAAUAGAUGCAAUUUUAAUUCCAUGCUCAUCGUAUCAGUAGAAGAUUUGUUUCACCUUGAAUGGCGACUGCCUCCCCGACGGGUGUGCCUUUGUCCUUCUCAAGCUGUGCAAGCUUGUCAGACAAGACAUCCCUCUCAUGAGCAAUCGCCUCCAUGCCCUCCUCGGCCUUGCGCAGAGCCUCAGUGGCGCUCUUUACCUCCUUGGUGAGCUCCUCAAUCGUGUCAGCGGCAUCCUUGUGCUGCCCGGCCAAGCGGUCCCUCUCCUCUUCGGCCUGAUGAAGAGCCCUUUCUGCCGCAGCGACGCCCUCAGCCUGCUUGUGGAGCUUCUCUGUCAUCUCCGCAAGGGUGACGGCAUUUUGUGCGUCCUGACUGAGAAGCUCUUCUUGUCUUUCCUUGGCCGCACGUGCCUCCUCUCUUGCUUCCUCCAGUGCGGCCGUCUCUCCCUCCAGCUGUGCCUUGAGGCUGGCCAUCUUGGAUGAUGUCUCGAUGUCCUUGGCCUCCACUUCAGCCUUCUCUCGCCUCAUUUGGUCAAGCUUAGCCCGAGCCGACUCCAGUGCACUUGUCUCGUGCUCCAGCCUCUCGGCCAGCUGGUUGCGAUCGCGCUGCAGGUCGUCCUUCGCCUUUCUUGCGGCUUCUGCGGCUUUUCGUUCGCUGCCCAGCUGCUCAGAGAGGGUCGUCAGCCGGUUGGCGGAGUCUUGAUAUUGCUGCUCCAGACGAGGAAUCUCGGCGCUCUGUGCCUCGAGGCGAUGAUUGGCGGACUCCAAGCGCCUGAUUUUGUCGCGUUCUUCGUCAAGACAUGCUUUCUGCUUGUGCAUGGUGGCGGUGAGGGACGCCACUGCUCGCUCCUUCUCCCUCUCCGCGUCCAGCUUGGCUUCGUUGGCCUCUUGCAUUGCCUUCUUGGCCGCCAGCACCUCGUCGGCCUGCUUGCGGAGGUUCUCGCUGAGGGUCGACACCGACUGGGCCAAGCUGUUUCGUUUGGCAGCCUGGGUGUCGCUGUCGUCCCUCAGGCGCUUGAGCUCACGCUGGGCGGCGGCCAGGUCAGCCUUUGCCUUCUCUGCUUCUUCCGACAGUGUUGCCGUCUUGGCCAUGGCCUCGUGCUGACGCUCCUUCCAGAACCCCGCCUCACGCUGAGCCUCGGUGAGGUCGUCUGUCUUGGCCGCGAGAGCCGAUGUCUCCCUUGCCAGCAGCGCCUCUAGUCGCGUUACUUUCUCAAGAAUCUCUUGCUGGGUCGACUCGAGCGCGACGCACUCCUCUUCGGCCUUUUCCGCUCUCUGAGUCGCCUCCGUGAGGGCAAUCGAUCCUCGUCGAAGCUCUUGCGCAAGCCGUCCUGAUUGUUCCUCAAGAUCGUCUUUCUCUUUCUGUAGCUCCUCGAGGUAUCGCUGGCCCGACUCUGCUGCUUCCUGGGCAAUCUGGAGCUCUUUCUCGAGGCGCUCUUCUUCGCUGACUGCCUUGGUGUUCUCUGUCCGCAAUUUCUCGACCUCGGCUUGUGUCUCGUCCUUGGUAGCCUCCAAUCUGCUGUUGAGCUGGGCCACCUCAUGUUCCAGGUGCUCGAUGCGCUGCCGCGCUUCAUUGAGCGCCGUGGUUCCCUUGGCAAGAGUCUCAUUCAGGUCCUCCACUGUAGCCUCCGCUUCUGCUUUUUCUUUCUCGAGUCGCUCUAUCUUGUCUCGUGCCUCGGUGAGUGCCGCCGUUCCCUCCUCGAGGCGACGGUUGUACUCCUCAUCGGCCGACGCGAGCGCUGCGCUGCCCUCGGUCAGCUUCUGCUUGAGGUCAGAUAUCGUCUCGGACAUGCCCUGGCUGGACUCCUUCAGUGCAGCCUCGCUGGCCCUGAGCUUCUCCAUCUCCUCCACGGCGGCGGCCUGGGCGGCGGACUCUUUCUCAAGGGCACUUUCGAGCUCUUUAGCACGCGCCAGCACCUCAUCAUGACUCUUUGCAGCCUCCUGUCGCUGGUGCUCUAGACCCUCGAUAGUCUUCUUGGCCUCCUCAAGUGCUGUGGUCUUCUCUCGCAGCUCCUCUUGCAAGGCAGCGAGACUCGCGGAGGCCUGCUGGGAGCUUUCCUUCAACUGGGUCUCCAGCGUUGCGAUCCGUCCCUGAGCGGUAGCUAACUCCUUUGACUCUUCCUCCAGCUCUGCAACCACCGUUUCCAGCUUCUCUGUGAGCGUUUGCACUGAUCGCUCCGUGUCUCCCUCGCGUUUCUCAAGGGCCUCCUUGAUCUUGUUGAGGCUCUCCAGCUGGUCACGCACAGAGGCCAGCGCAGAGGCGUCCUCCAGCCCUUUCUCGGUAAGCGCGGCGAUCUCGUCUUUGAGGGACUUCUGCUCCCUCUCCAGCCGAUUGUUUUCCUCCCGUGAGGCCUGCAGGUCCUGCAGCGCUUUGGAGAGGCUGCCCUCGCCCGUGGUGGAACGCUGCAAGUACAGACACACAAACGGAUGCAAUUGGACGGAUGCGUACAUCUGCGCACCUCUUCGAGACUCUUGACAGCGGCGGUUGCCAAUUCUAGCGCUUGCUUGGUCCUUUCCUGCUCAUCGAGAGCCUCUGCCAGUUUCUCACGGGUUUCCGUCAGCGUCUCAUCCACCUCAGCUUUCUCUCUCUCGAGUCUGUCCACCAUGGCCCCGACCUCAGCCCUUUCCCUUUCGAGCCCAUCCAGCGUGACAUCCGCCUCCGCCUUUUCUUUCUCUAGCCUCUCUAUCUUGUCUCGUGCCUCGGUGAGUGCCGCCGCUCCCUCCUCGAGGCGACGGUUGUACUCCUCAUCGGCCGACGCGAGCGCUGCGCUGCCCUCGGCCAGCUUCUGCUUGAGGUCAGAUAUCUCGCUCGUCAUCUGCUCAUUUGACUCUGUCAAUGCCUCCUCGCUUGUUCGCAACCUCUCCAUCUCCUCGAUAGCGGUGCUGAGGGCGGCGGACUCCUUCUCAAGGGCAGUCUCGAGCUCUUUUGUACGCGCCAGCACCUUCUUAUGAUCCCUGGCUGCCUCCUGCCGCUGGUGCUCCAGACCCUCGAUAGUCUUCUUGGCCUCUGCUUCAAAGCUGCGAGCGGAAGCCUCUUGUGUCCGGAGUCUGUCGAUGAGCGCCCGCUUCUCUUCAUCGAAUUGUCGCUGCAUCACAUGCCUCACAAGCUGCCCGACCGUGCGGAUAGCCGUCGUCUCAGUGAUCCAGCGGGUAUUCUGCGUCUCCAUCUCACUCUUCAAUGCGGCGAUGCUUUCAUUGGCCUCUUCAAGCUGUUCUUCGCAUCGAGUCACCUCCGCCCGGAGCCUCUGGACUUCUUCUUUGGCGUUUCGGAAUGUGCCGUCAGGCAGCGAUCGCACCGAGCGCGCCGACACUGGUGUUGCCGCGCCACCUUCCCAGUCGCCCGAGUUGCCUCCAUAGAUGCUUCCCAGCUCAGCCUCCUCAAGUUUCUGCGUCAGUGCGCGGCUCACAGCGGCACUCACGGCCUUGCUGGCCUCCAUCCGCCUCUUUGCGUCAUCGAGCUGUUUCAGGUAGUCUUGCUGCUGAGCGUAGAGGUUGUGUCGGAGGAUGCUGAGGGCUUCCUGUGCGUCGAGGAGGGUCGAUUCCAUGAUGGCGCUGUCUCGCUGCAAAUCUGCGAUGUACUUGUUUAGCUGCUCAUUCUCCACGUUGAGCUCGACGACUUGCGCAGCUUGGCGUCGCAUGAGGAAGGUGUUCGCCUUCAACAAGCCGUGCUGGACAGCGCUCGCGACCACGCGGGCUGCCUCUGCCUUGAUCCUGUUGUUAUCAAGGUCUUUCUGCAAUCGGCGAUGCUCCUCGGGGUCCACCUCAGGCUCUUUGGAUUUCUCCCUCUCAAGGAUCGUCUCCAGACGCUGAGAUUCAGCAAUGGCAUACAGCUUCGCCAGCGUCAGUUUUGCCGCAAAGAUGGCCGUGUCUCUGCCUUGCUGAUCCGAGGUCUCCUGCAGGAGGGCCAAGGCGGCAUGGGCAUCUCUCGCCUGCUUGCUUGCCGUGGCUGCGAAGGCUUGGAUGGUCUCGGCGUCUCCUUUCAUCUUCUCGAUCUCUUUGACGAGGGUUUCGAUGUUGUCUCGCAGUUCCUGGACCAUUUUCCUCUCAGCAGCCUGCUCGAGCCGCUUGUGGCCCAAUAGGUCGACCGCUCUCUGCAGCUCCUCCAGAAGGCGCUGCUCCUUGCCUUUGUGCGUCAGGAUGUCGUCUUUCAGAUGCUGGAUCUGGUUUUCGAGGUGCUGGUUGGCCUCGCCGACACCCCAGAUGUUCUCGAUCGCUUUGAAGAGGCCCUUUGUGCGUGUCUCCAUCUCUUGGCGAAGUCGCCGCAGCUCUGGGUCUUCUUCGUGAUCAACUGGAAGCGAAGAGUUUGUGGGGUUGUCAGUAGGGUUGUCCAUCACCACCAUGACAUUUCUCUCCAGCUCCUUCUCCUCCGCCGCCCUCAGCUCUUCCGAGAUACCGAAGAGAGCUGCCAGCGCAUCCUCGAAGGUCGGAGGCUUUUUGUCGUCUGUGUCCUGUCUUUCAGCUGGCUUGACGCUCUGCAGCAUGUUUUUUAUCUCCGCGAAAUGGUCUUCGCCGUGUCUCUUGGCGAGCUCCUGGAAGAUCGAGCGGAUGGCAGCUGACUGGACAAAGGCUCGGGCGUAGGCGGCGGCAUUCAGUCGGCGAUUCUCCUCAGUUAGGUCGCGGCACAUGUUGCGCCAGUACCGGCGCAGCACUUCGAGGAAUCUCCCGCGAUGCGUUUUGGCCUUGUUCAGCCUUUCCAGGUUAUCAGCUCUGCAGAGGCACACACCCGACUCAAAACGAGCGUCUACCACGGUCCAUUCUCUGCCUACUUACUUGUCGAUCAGGGUUUGCAAGGUGCCAUCCUUCUCCGUCAAGGCCCGGGACCACGCCUCUAUUUGUCUGUCGGCCUCAGAGAGGGCGUCCUCCUUUGCCAUGUAAAGCCGCUCGAGCUCGUCUCGGUCCAUUACCGCCUGGUUGAAGUCAGCCAUGCUGACUCGCUUAGAUUCUCGGCGAAUAAACUCCUGGAUCUUCUGCUCCUUGACCUCAACAAUGCCGCGCAGCCUGAUGACGCAAGUCAAUAUCUCAUGUACUUGAUGCGUCCCGUACAGAGGAUGGCCUUCACCUUUCAAGUUCAUCUCGUAAUCUGUUGAGUUCGUCUAGUGUUGCAAACUGGAGCUGCGCUUCGAGCGAUGAGUCGUACCCACCGCCCUGUCUUAACCGUAGCUGCUCGAGCUAACACACACACACAGGAUCGAAGACAGUCACGCAGAUUGAGAAAUGAAAGUUUCUGUUGCACCUCUUCUUCUAUCUGUUUGCGGCGCUGCUCCGAGUGCUCCUGCAGAGACAAGACGAGAUAUGGUGGCUGCCCGUCUUUCCUUUCUACUUGUGGCGAAUCAUGCCCGACCCAGAGAUUGCGUGUGUCACUGAGGGCAGAUUUUGCGUCAUCCUGCGCCAUCGUGAGCUCGUCUGAACACAGACACAAUCUUGUAUGUUCAGUGAACUUCGAUCUGCCGCGUUGACUGACUUACGCAGUUUCUUGUUUGCCCUCCGUGCCCUGAACCGCUCGACAAUUCUCAUGAAGGCAUUGACCUGAUUCAGCCGCUUCACCUGACGUAAGCAAAACACACGUAUUCACACCCACUCAAGCCUCCUGCCAAUCGACCGAUUUUCCUGCCUUGUCAUAGUUGGUUUUCAGCCUAUUGACGGUCAGCUCCUUUUCGUCCAGCCGUGACAGCAGCUGCUCCUCUUGGUGGCCUGAUGAAUGAUUCACACGAAGGAACAUACCUGUGCAGGCAGCACGAAUCGUGUCUCACUCAAGCCGCCUUCCUACCAAAAAGGUCCUCGUAAUCGAUCCGCCUCAUCUCAUCGCUGCUCGUGCCGGCACGCGAGAAACCACCGCUGCUCGCAACGCGCAAAGAGCCUGACAGGAGACACGACAUCUCCGCUCACCCACAUGCUGACCAGCCAGCGGCGUGUGUGAGUCAUGUGUACGUCCGCUCUUGGGUCGAUUUUUGGAGAAGAGUUCCUCUUCAAGCUCCUGGACACGACCGCUCAGACUCGUGAUCUGGUCCUCCGCCUCGGAUUGCUGGCCGCGCAGAGAGACAAGAGCCAGUGACAUUGUUCUGUGGUCGACGCAAAGACUGAGCUUUUACGUUGACUUGCAGGGUCCCAACUUUGGUCUCCGUUUCGGCGAGCGCCUUUUCCACUUCGACAAGGUCGUCCCGCAGCACCUCAUUCUCCCGCUCUGUCUCAAAGAGCUCCUCGUAAAUCUCCUCGUUCUCCGCCACGAGGGACUCCAUCUUCUGCUGCAGCUUCUGGGCACCCUGGAAACACAAGUAAAGGCAUCAGCGAAAGGAAAGUGGAGCAAGUGAGUCAGCGUACCUGGAUGAGGAGGUCAUUCUCUUUGAUGAGGUCUUUGUUUUCCUUCUCCAGCUGCAGCAUCCUAUUCUCGAAGUCAAGGUUGGUCUCCUUCAGCAGCGCAUGCCUGCCAGCACAAAGGAAGACCCGACCGAUCGGUGAGCUCGCUCUGAUACAUGGACACAUACCUCCUCUUUGUGGUGUGGCUGAGGCCCGAUCUGAGCCUCUGGAGCUUCUUGUGCAGUUUCUUCUUUGUGCUCUCCGACAGCCCGCCAGUGGUCUGGGCGAACCUGGCCAUGGAUGCAGCCAUCGAGGGAGACACCCGGCUGAGCCGCCGGCCGUGAUCGCCGAAGAGCCCAGCUUCCGAAUGGAAUGAGCAGUGGGACUCCUGAUAUGACAGGCCUCCCUGCCACGUGGGUGAGGCCUGACCCGACUGGUCGCUGCGAUGCGACACAGGUGACAGCUGAUCGGACACCUGGCUCAGCAGACGAGAUGGACCCCGCGAGACAGUCCUCCCACGGUCAGCCCCAUCCGCCAUCGGCGAGGUCCCCGUGCUCUCGGGGAUCGUCUCAAUCGGCGCUGUGGUCGUGAUCUCCAUUAGGCCGGGCAACCUUGACUGUCUGCGCGACCCUCUGCUCGGUGACCGGCGCAUGACACCCCCAAAGGCCUCCGAUAGAGUCAGGCCCUCAGGUUCAACAUGUGGCGUUUUGAUGGACAUCCGGCGAGCGGCAAUGCUGAUGAAUGGCUGAGGGCCUGCAUAGCCAUCGGCCCCUUCAGGCGGAGGAGCCACAGACAGCCGACGUGCCCUUGCCCUCGCAGCCGAAAGGGGCGUAAUUCCAGGUUCCUCCGUCGUCGGCACAGCUGCUGUCUCGCCCCCUUCCUGACUGAUCCGUCUCAUCACGGCCAUCGACACCCGCCGCGCCCGCAUACGGGCCAUGGACAAGGCGUCGCUGGGCUGGUCCUCUCUGCCAGCCGUCUCAUUAUCUCCCUCUUGGCUCGGAGUCACCCUUCGCAUGACAGACGUCCGCCUCACCACACUUGGAGAUGCGCCCAGGCCGCCUGCAGUUGGAGACUCUUCCAGCAGAUGGGGCGCCAGCGACGUGCGGCGAGAGGGAGAGAUCCUGGUCUGCGUCUCGGCUUGCUGGGCCAUCAGCCCUUGGAAGAAAUCGACGGCCAUCGACACGCGCCUGCCCGUGUCGCGAGCCGGUGAGACAGGCAGGUGUUGUGAGGGAGAGGGCUCGGUGACUGGCUCCGUGACGGUCACAGCCGUAUGCGUGGGGGAGGUGUCCUGCCCCUCCUCCUCGAGUGUUGUGGAAAGCUGCUGGGGCGGGCGGGACUUGGACGUGUCGCUUUGAAGGCUGGCAGCGCUGCCCCCGGCCGACUCCCGGAAGCGCACGCUUCUGCUUUUGCCCAUUUCAUGCCUUCUCCUUCGCGCGGCCUUGCUACCAGCUCCCUUGGCUGUGAGGUAGUGUUGAGACGGCCCCGAGAUGCUGCCGGUGCUGACAGCGAUGAGGACACGCGUGUCCUCCUCCCCCUCCUCGGCCGAAGAGAUCUUGACGUCAGAGACGUCCUCCCAGUCACUCGAAUGAUCAGAGUCCGUCUCCAUUGCACUAUGGUGCGCUACCUGAUCAUGUGACACAGGGGGAAUAGUUGUCUUCCGUCUCGGAGCCCCAUGUACUCACCUUCGCUUAUCUGCCGCUUCUGCGGCCCUUCAUGUCCGUGGGUUUGCUUGAUAGUUCGCUCCUUGUACUCAUCACACUCGAGAUUCGAC
Molecule: messenger RNA, 9875 nt
Organism: Vitrella brassicaformis
Lineage: Eukaryota; Vitrellaceae
Source: the annotation of a GenBank genome assembly